Molecule: messenger RNA, 2008 nt
Organism: Ectocarpus siliculosus
Lineage: Eukaryota; Phaeophyceae; Ectocarpales; Ectocarpaceae
Source: the annotation of a GenBank genome assembly
AUGCGUCUGCAGCAGAAGACCGCCCUGCAGAAGGUCAGCGUGCUGGUCAAGGCCGGUAUGAUGGAGCCUCCAAAGUGGUACGCCGCUGCCAAACAGGUUCCUCCUUUCCAGCGGCGCCCUUCGAACGGGAUCGAGGCGCUCAAGCUGCCCUGGGACACCCUGGCCAACGAGUUCGCGAGCCGCAACCCCCACAUGGUGGAGGACCCGGAGUGGCUGGGCCCCCGGGGUUUCCGGCCGGGAGCCCCGCCCAUCAGCCACGUGUUCGCGAAGCGGCAGUACGCCUUGAUGCAGAACGGGCUCAUGAAAGAAGACGCGUACGAGCGCACUCACGCGCUCAUGAAGAUGGAGCGAUCGGCCGACGUGGCAGCUGUGCAGAAGAUGGUCAGGGAGGCGUCGUCGAUGGCAGGGGGACGGCCCAGCUUCGUUUCUGACGACGACGUGUACAGCGGCCUCAAGUUCUGGCAGAGCAUGAUGCAGGAGACAUCCUACUCGGAGUGGGAUCUCGCGGCGAAGCUAGGCCUGGAUGCAUUCCUCCGCCGAGAGCUGAUUGGCUGGGAUGACGACCGCCUUAAGCUCGCACAGAGCGCCAGGGACGGCACGUCGGCUGCCCUGGAAGCGGAGAUCAACCGCCUGCGGGUGACCCUGUUCCCGGAGACAAAGACAGCGGAGUACGCGUACCCCUCCGAUGUCGUGCGUCCCCGUGACGACGCAAACGAAGACGAGGAGGAGUUGGACGGUGACGUCGAGGAUGAGGAGGGCGUUGAGGGGGAAGAGGCGCUGGCAAGGGACGGCACUGAGGAGUGGAUUUCCGCCAGGCUGAACUGCAGCUGGAGCGCUACCCAGCGCCGGUUUGAGGAGAUGACGGAAGAGGUCGGGUACGAGCUGGACUGGUCCGUUGAAGACCGGCGCAGCCUCGACAACUUCAUUGUCGGUCGCUGCAUCCGGCGAUCGAUCCUGGACGAGGCGUUCACGUGGCUCCCUGAUCCCGUGGCGGAAGCCUUGGCCAAGGUUAAUGCCUCCAUUCUGGCUUCUCCACCUCCCACCUCGUCUUCAACAACCGAGGAGGCCGCCACCGCCGAGGGGGAGGGGACAGGGGACGAAGACGACAAGGACGGAGAGCGCUGGGUUUCGGGACCGGAGCUGGAGGCGUUCACGGGGGACUGGAUGUCGUUGGCGAGGAAGAGAACGGGCAGGACUACCACCGGCGUUGCCGCGGCGGCGGCGGCGGAAGGCGGCGGGCGUGGUAGAGGGCGCCGUGGCGUGGCGAGGGAUGUCGAAGCCGUGGUGGGGCGACCCUCCAUGGCGCUACAGUCGAAUCUGAGGGCGGUGUUGACGCAGGCCAAGAGGCAGCUGCUUCCGGACCUGGUGCUUGAAGUCGAUGAAAAGGCGGGCCCUGUUAGCGCGGAGGAGAGGCGGGUCAAGGACGCCGCCAGGCAGAAGAUCGUCAUGUCGGCGCUGGAGUGGGAGAAGGAAGAGAUCGACGAGCAGCGAAAGGCGGUCACAGACAAGCUGAGAGCGGGCAUGACCGUGGAGCAGGCAGACCCCAUCGAAGCCGUCCGUAAGAAGCGGCUGGCCAAGGGCACCUGGAAGGCCGAGCGGCGCCGCCUCCUAAACCUCGAGAAGAAGCUGUACUACGAGAAGCAAGCGGGGCUGGAGCACGACGAGGGCCCGGCGACGGCGAUCCCGGAGCUUGUGGACGACGUUGUGGAGAGCGAGUCCAUCCGAAGAAAAGCGGACGAGUUCUACGCCAAGGAGAAGGCCCGCAUCAAGAAAGAGAUCAAGCUGCAGGCAGAAGCGGCGGCGAUCGCUGCUGCGGCGAAGGCUAAAUAAAGACACGGAGAGGCCUCCCCCGCUAUCUCUCUCUCUCCCAGCAAAUCUGCAUUGGCGUAGAGUGUGAUAGGAAACUGCGACCUGGAUUCAAAGGGGGGAGAAGCUCCGGUUAUUGAUCAGGAAGGAGGUUGAGUGCAGGGCGCGUGUCUGGUCUUAUCAUCGCUGCCGUGGUGUGUUG